AUGUUCAGCCUUGGUUUGGUAACCGGCACCAUGACGAUCCUGCGGGUCUUGGUUUACCGCGAAAACAUCGAUGACUGGAUUUUGCAACUCGACAUCUUUGCCGGACUCAAAUGGUCUGUAAUCGAAGUCACUACGGCCUACGUGAUCUCUUGCAUGCCCGCAACCCGUUUUCUAUUUGUGCAACUUCUCCCACGAUUUCAAAGGCUCCCAGCCGUGCAACAAGCACGGCCUCAUCUUGCAUGGAUGUCAUGGCCAACGAAAUGGACAAGAAAGGGCCAAAGUAGUAACGGCACUUCAAGAGCCAGUGACGUCAACACGGCUCGUAUAGCAGCUAGGCAAGAGCGUCACCUCGAGAUGGGAAACUUCAGCCUGAAGGACGGCACGACUGAGGCUUCUACGAAGUUUUGUGGAUCUAUGGACUACUCGAUUGGCUCAUCAGAAGGCACAGUACGGAAGCAUGGCUCAACAUAA
Molecule: messenger RNA, 471 nt
Organism: Diaporthe amygdali
Lineage: Eukaryota; Fungi; Ascomycota; Sordariomycetes; Diaporthales; Diaporthaceae
Exons: 4
Coding region: 1-471 (156 amino acids)
Source: RefSeq, a predicted model, not a curated record